AUGCUGGCCGUGCAGCACGCUCCCAGGGGCGGUUCGACGCAGCGUGAAUCCGAGUCCUUGCUCAUGUUUGGUUACUCGGUAGACUCAACGCAGGCAGACAUCUUCGAUGCCGCCCCAGACCCAGCUCCCGGAGCACCGCUCCUGACCGAGACGGAUAGCAAAUUCCUCAGCUCCUUUUUCGAGGAUAUGACGUCAAAUCAAUACAACAUGCCUUCGUUUGGCGAAGGCCUCAACUUCAGCGAUGCCUGGCUAGAUCUUCCCCCUCAGUUCAUGGGCUCAUCCACCUCCCUCGGUUCUCAAGCGCCUUCGGCCGAUUUUGAUUUUUCCAGUGACCACCAGAACGAUCUGGCUAGAAUGUUGUCUGCCGACUCGAGCAUGAUGCCCCCCCCUCCCCCUCCUGCUCCAGGCUCGGCCCCCUCGCAUACACAGACGUUUUCUCACCAUCACUCGGACGAUGUCCUGAACGCCGCCGCAACCUUGCUUCAGAAUGGGAACCGAUCCGGUGCACCCAAGAGCAGCAGCAGCCCCGGCAGUGCCGCCAACCGCCCUGUGGUAUACCCAGUUGGCCACCUGAGACACCAGCCGAUGGAGGAAUUCAAGGAAGAGAACCGGAGGAGCAGCCAGGCACCUGAAGUAGACCACACAUUCACUCGCUGGAUGUGGGGGUCAAAGGAAAAGACGUCCGUCUCGAAGCCCGUCUUGGGCGACUUCCAAUGGGGUUCAGACGCAAGCUUCUCCGAAGUCCAGGGUCCCGCCAACGGGCAAGCCACAAGCAGCAACAGUGACGGACCUGUCUACGUCAAGAUGGAGGAGGAUGCCAACGCACCGCCAAGAAAGAGGCGGAAGAGCAAGAAUGUCCGGAGCACCGCGGCCGACGAGGAUGACGACGACGACGACGACGACGCCACCUCUUCAAAGUCAGGCCGAAAGCGAAAGAUCAAGUCUGAACGGUCAGCAAGCGGAUCAGAACCUCCUUCGGACACCGCUGCCGGCAGCAGACGCCGCAAGCCGGGCGCCAACGGAUCAAAGCCGCCCCGUGAGAAUCUCUCCGAGGAACAGAAGCGCGAGAACCACAUUCGCAGUGAACAAAAGCGACGGACUCAGAUCAAGGAAGGCUUUGACGAUUUGGGCGAACUGGUACCCGGGCUGAAGGGGGGCGGCUUUAGCAAGAGCACCACCCUAGCCAUGGCUGCCGAGUGGUUAGACGAGCUGCUACGAGGAAACAAGGCCCUCGCCAUGCAAGUCUCUUCCCUCGAGAAACGAUGA
Messenger RNA from Metarhizium album ARSEF 1941, 1266 nucleotides. Its product is annotated as bHLH family transcription factor. Gene Ontology annotation, molecular function: DNA-binding transcription factor activity, RNA polymerase II-specific; RNA polymerase II cis-regulatory region sequence-specific DNA binding; protein dimerization activity. Bases 1 to 1266 code for a protein of 421 amino acids. The transcript is spliced from 3 exons. Gene Ontology annotation, biological process: regulation of transcription by RNA polymerase II. Lineage: Eukaryota; Fungi; Ascomycota; Sordariomycetes; Hypocreales; Clavicipitaceae. The record is from RefSeq and is a predicted model, not a curated record.